AUGAGGAUAAAUACAAAGAUAGGUAAAGAAGUCACAGCAAACAACGACAGAAUAGAAGAAGGAGACAAUUUUACAUACCUUGGCAGUAAGAUCACAGCCAAUGGAGAUUCAACCAUGAACGUAGAUAAUAGAAUUUCAAAAGCCCGUGCCAUCUUUGCCAACCUACGGAACAUCUGGAAAUCCUCAAUUAUCAGAUCCAAAACCAAACUAAGGAUAUUUAAAACAAAUGUCAUCGGAGUCCUUCUCUAUGGAUCUGAGUCAUGGAAGGUGACAAAGAACAUCUCGCAAAAACUGGAUACCUUUCAAACUAGAUGUCUCCGUAGAAUACUGAAGAUAUUCUGGCCAAACAAGAUCACCAACGAGGAGCUGUAUGAAAGAACAUGCACAGCUGCUAUAUCUGACCAGAUUAAAGAAAGACGCUGGAAAUGGAUUGGCCAUGUGAUGAGGAUGAAACCAUCAGAGAUACCAAGGGUAGCCCUAAGAUGGACUCCACCAGGAAAGAGAAACAGAGGGCGACCAAAGGAGACAUGGCGACGGUCGGUUGAAAAGGAAAUGAACGAUCAAGGGUGGACUUGGGGCACUGUACAGACAAUGGCAGCAGACAGACAGAGAUGGAGGUCCUCGGUGCAGGCCUUAUGUGCUCCAAGCACGAAGAGGACUAAGUAA
Molecule: messenger RNA, 666 nt
Organism: Saccostrea cuccullata (small rock oyster)
Lineage: Eukaryota; Metazoa; Mollusca; Bivalvia; Ostreida; Ostreidae
Exons: 1
Coding region: 1-666 (221 amino acids)
Source: RefSeq, a predicted model, not a curated record